AAUACCAAGGUGUACUCUGAACUGUUCAGAAAGAGAAGAGAAAAGAAAGUGAAAGUCUUUCAUCGCGUGAGAGUCUCAUAUAGUCCAAUCUCUCUUUCUCUCUCUCUCUCUCUCUCUCUCUACCCACGCAGAGAUUCAUCCCCAUUUUUCUUUUGGGCUAGAUUUUCUGAACCCAUUUCUUCUGUCUUAAGAGCCCUCGAUCCUUAGCCAUGGCUAAUGCAGCGUCAGGUAUGGCUGUGCAUGAUGAUUGCAAGCUGAAGUUUCUGGAGUUGAAGGCAAAAAGAACAUACCGCUUCAUUGUAUUUAAGAUCGAGGAGAAGCAAAAGCAGGUACUGGUGGAAAAAGUUGGUGAGCCAGUUCAAAGCUACGAAGAUUUCGCGGCAAGCCUUCCAGCUGAUGAGUGUCGAUAUGCUGUGUAUGAUUUUGACUUUGUGACUGAAGAGAACUGCCAAAAGAGCAGGAUUUUCUUUAUUGCAUGGUGUCCUGACACAGCAAGGGUGAGGAGCAAGAUGAUCUAUGCAAGCUCCAAGGACAGGUUCAAGAGAGAACUGGAUGGAAUUCAAAUAGAGCUGCAGGCGACUGAUCCAACUGAGAUGGGUCUUGAUGUUUUCAAAAGCCGUGUCAACUGAGAUAUCUCCCAGUCUUGCACGGCGAUUUGGCUAUGCUCUCAGUUUUACUCUUUAAGUGAAAUGUUAAUAGUUUGUGGGGCUGUGCAUGCACCUGACUGAGUUAUGAUAUUGGUUUGUUGUUCAAGUUUUACCUUCAAGUUUGUCCUAAAACAAAAUUUCAGUGAUUCCAAUUAAUAUCUUAUGAUUUGUUGUGUGGAACUGAAGCAAUGAGUGUCUCCUUGUAGUUGUUAUGUCUACAAGCUAAAGGUGUAUAUCAUCUGGGAAUAGAAAAGCACUUCUGGUUUGUUUUUAA
This is a messenger RNA of Alnus glutinosa, 921 nucleotides long. RefSeq names its product actin-depolymerizing factor 4. The record is from RefSeq and is a predicted model, not a curated record. Gene Ontology annotation, molecular function: actin filament binding. The transcript has 3 exons. Gene Ontology annotation, biological process: actin filament depolymerization. Gene Ontology annotation, cellular component: actin cytoskeleton; cytoplasm. Lineage: Eukaryota; Viridiplantae; Streptophyta; Magnoliopsida; Fagales; Betulaceae. Bases 210 to 629 code for a protein of 139 amino acids.